Molecule: messenger RNA, 2634 nt
Organism: Bactrocera oleae (olive fruit fly)
Lineage: Eukaryota; Metazoa; Arthropoda; Insecta; Diptera; Tephritidae
Gene: mms4
Product: Methyl methanesulfonate sensitivity 4
Biological process (GO): replication fork processing; mitotic intra-S DNA damage checkpoint signaling; double-strand break repair
Cellular component (GO): Holliday junction resolvase complex; nucleus
Molecular function (GO): crossover junction DNA endonuclease activity
Source: RefSeq, a predicted model, not a curated record
UUUCAUCAUAGAUGUCGCUAAACGUCACAUGAAAUGUCAUUGUGAAAUCCAAUAUUUUUGAAAUACCAUAUUCGCAAAGGCGGUAAGGAUUUUGAAAAACAAAGCUAUAUUUUGUUAAAAAUAUAAAAAGAAUGGACACGAAAGCCGAUAAAUUACAAAAAAAGGCAAUUCGAGAUCAGCAAAAACGUAUAAAACCUGGUGAAUGCCAGAAAUAUGUGCGCAUGGUUUUGGAUAGCAGUAUACUAUUUUCUAGUAUUCCAGGACUUGGUAACGAACUAAAAUUAGAAAUCGAACAACUACAAAUAACAUAUACCGUACGCGAUUUACCUGCUACAUUUUGUAUAAUUUGGGAACGUCAAUCGGGUCAGCGAGAAUUGCUACCCAAUGAGUGUUUAGAUUCGCCGCUGAGCGCACAGUGGGAAUCGGAAAAUCAAGUUGUGCAAUUUUUUACUAAAGAAAAUCUUAAGAACACACCAGCAACUAAAAUAGCAGAGACAAUGGAAAGACAUUUUCCAGAUAAGCAACCCACUAUAGCAUUGUUGGCAGAUCAAAAUAAGAAUGCGGAAUCAAUCACUACAAAUUCUGUGCUCAUAGAUUUACAAGUCUUAAAUCAAGUAGCUACAAUACAAGUAGCACCAGUGGCUAGCGAAGUUGCUGCUACGUUACGUCGUUUCACAAAGGCCAUAGCAGAGGCGCCAUUCAAGCAACAAAAAGCCGAGACUUUGAGCACUUUUAAAAAAUUCCUAGCGAACGAUAAGAAACAGUGUGUACGUGUCGUGGGUAAAAACGGUUUAGGGCGUCUUUGGCAACAACACUUAAAUCGUUUGCCUUUAGUAACCUUGGAGGUAGCUGAGACUAUAAUCGCACAAUAUCCAUGUCCCAAAAAACUUUUGGACGCAUAUAAACGAGAUGCAAAUGAAGAGAAAAAGAUAAUGGCCGAUUUAAAGAUCAAUCGCGGUGGCCCACAGCCAUUACAAUCGGAUAGGCGUAUUGGACAGGUAUUGAGCGGAAAGUUACACAUGCUGUAUAAUAGUAGAGAUCCAAAUGCAAUUAUUUAAUCAUAAAUUUUCAACAAGUUUUCGAAAAAAUGAUAUUUGCAUGCACCAGCGCUAUGAAUUAGAAUAUAUAUACACCAAUUUUGCAAUUAUAGAAAAUUUUACUUUGUUUAAGUUACAUUAGAACAAUUGAUUAUAUAAUAUUUUUUUUUACCACUUGUUUAUUGUUUAUUCCUUAACGUUAUAUAUUAUUAUUAUUAUUAUACAUUAAUUAGGCUUUUUCAAUAUAUGUUUAUGUGUUUAAUUAGUCAUUUGUUUAUUAAUUUUAUAUGGUCUAAUGUGAGGCCUAGCACUAAAUAUUUAUAAGUAUAAUUAUUAAAUAUAAUAUCGUAAAUUAGAAUAUUAUUUGGAUAAUUAUGCACAAUUGCUAAUAGUAUUUGUUAUUCAGUUAUAAUUAAAAAUCACAUAUUUUCAUAUUCCGUAAUUUUGUUAUAUAAUAUUCACUAAUUUUUUCCUAUGAUUUUUGUAGGUAUGUAUAUAUUUGCUUAAGUAAUUUGACAAAUUGUACAUUCAAAACGCUUUGGACACGACGGUUCGCCAACUAAAUUUUAUUCUUAUGAGUUUUUUUUUUUUUACUUUUGUCCCUAAGCGUUUGCCCGCAUUAAUUAAAAUUAUAAUCCGAAUUAGAAAUGUCUUUAUUUAUUUAUAUUCUUGUCAAUUACGAGUUUUAUAAAGAAUAAAUUAACUGUUCUAUGGAGUUUACGUACACAUAUUUCGAUAUUAAUUGAGUGUUAAAAUCUUAGCGAAUAUUGUGAUUGUUCUUACUUUUUUUGGAAUUGCCAUUUCUUUUCUAUUUGGCAAAAGUGAAUCGAUAUUGUAUAAACAUAGACAGGAAAAGUACGCGACACACGAACGUAUUUGUAAUGCGAAUAAAUUAAAAAAUAAUCAUUAAACAUAAUAAAAAUAAUUUGCAACUGAUUUUUAAUCAACCAAAUUAUAAAUUUCAUGAACAUAUCCUUUAUUAAGUAGUCAUCACUAUUUCUAGAAUCACGAAUAUGUCAAAAUGGUUUAAUUCGCCGGUUUGUUAAAUUUCUGAAACCUGUCCAAAUAAAAAAGAAUUGUGAGAUAAUUUCAACUUGAUAUGUGAGCCAACCGCUUGACUUGAAAUGUAAUUAACAGUUAUGUAGAUGCAAACAUUAAACUACGUCCAAUUUUUUACAUAUAAGCGAAGUUUUAUAUGUUUUACUUUUUUUUAUAGCAUUUUAAGGAAAUAUUUAUAUAACACUAAUUGGCCGAAAAUUUGUACAAAUUUUUUAGACAGUUAAAAUUAAGUUCGUUGGCAUGUAGCAUGGCAUGGGUUUCACUCCGGUAGUUUGUAGUAUUUUAUUAUAAUUUAAAAAGCCCAAUUAUAUAUGUUAUAUUUUAGUAUGAAGUGAGUAAUUAAUUUAGUUCUAAUUUUUACAAUGUUUGCAUGCGUUCAUGAAUCACCAUAUUUCGCUUACUGAUUAAUGAUGUAUGUAAAGUGUAUUUUUUUUAACGAAUGAAUGCUUUUACGAAUACUUGUAAUUAUGAUUAAUUUAUUUGUUUGUUGGUGUAUAUAAUUUCGACAAAUAGUCAAUAAAGCAAAUAUUAAAGUAAA